GCCAUCAGUUGUGCAAUUCUCUUUCUGAGGGCGCAGAAGUGCAAUGAAGCAAAGUAGUGGGUCGGAGUUCUGAGCUGGCUUAAAAUGUACCACUGACAUGGCUAACAGAACAAACUCCUCUGAAUAUUUCUGGUCUUAUGAAUAUUACUGGGAUUACAUAGAUCCAAUUCCAGUAGAUGGAAGCAAGUUGAAGGUCAAUAAAUACUCCAUCGUCAUUGCCUUUUGGGUCGGCCUGGCUGCAUUCGUGACGUUUCUUUUCCUUGUUUUGCUGUGCAUGUCCUGCUCCGGAUCAACCUCAGCAAAACAAGUGGCUGUUGGGAGCCAGGUAGAAGAAAGCAGUUCCAAUGGGGAACAGCCUCACUGCGAUGAGCUCAGGAGCUCCUACUCAGAGGUGGCUCCUUAAACACUUACCUCCCUUUUGGAUGGACCAGACAUUGCUGGAAGGAUCUGAGCCUGAGGUAAAACUGGAAGAGGUGAAAUGAACCCUGCACUGUUCCUGCAG
Malurus melanocephalus (red-backed fairy wren) is the source of this 502-nucleotide messenger RNA. RefSeq names its product melanocortin 2 receptor accessory protein (gene MRAP). Gene Ontology annotation, cellular component: plasma membrane; endoplasmic reticulum. The record is from RefSeq and is a predicted model, not a curated record. The coding region runs from base 98 to 403 and encodes 101 amino acids. The transcript is spliced from 3 exons. Gene Ontology annotation, biological process: protein localization to plasma membrane; regulation of adenylate cyclase-activating G protein-coupled receptor signaling pathway. Lineage: Eukaryota; Metazoa; Chordata; Aves; Passeriformes; Maluridae. Gene Ontology annotation, molecular function: corticotropin hormone receptor binding; type 5 melanocortin receptor binding; type 4 melanocortin receptor binding.